UCCGAGGCGGGGCGAGCGGGGCGAGCGGCGCGAGUGCGGGUGAGGGUCGCUGUGGAUCCGCGGGCACUCCAGCCCCAGCCGCGCCUGCGAGUCUCUGCCCGCCGCCCGGCGGACUGAGGGAAGCGGGGAAGGCGGCGGCGGUGGGGGCGGGGCGGCGGCGGGCCUUGGGCGAGCUCGGGGAGGAGCGCGGCAGCGACGGCGGCGGCUCCCGAGGACGAGGACGAGGAGGAGGCGGAGGCUCUUCUUUUCCUCAUCCCAGACCCAGGAGCGUCCGGGACGCAGAGCCCGGAACUGGGGGACGCGGCGACUGCAGGGAGCCCGGGCUAGAAUCUCUCUGGAAAAAAGAUAUGACUGUCUGCAAUGAUACAUCCUGACAAGAAGUUGAUGCCAGAAAAGGAAAAGAAAUUAACAGCUAGUGAACAGAAUUUUAAACAACCAGGAUUUUGCAUUUGUUGCUUCUAACUACAGACUUCUGUUGCCCACUUUUUAAAUUAGCAGGGUUCCCAGAACUAGGACAAAGAUAAUUUCUUCUGUAUUUUUUUUUUUUUUUUUUUUGACAUUGAGAAAAUUGCAAUGUCUAGGAAACAAAGCCAGAAGGAUUCAUCAGGAUUCAUUUUUGAUUUGCAGUCCAAUACUGUGCUGGCCCAGGGAGGAACUUUUGAGAACAUGAAGGAAAAAAUAAACGCAGUACGUGCAAUAGUUCCUAAUAAGAGCAACAAUGAAAUCAUCCUGGUUUUGCAGCACUUUGAUAAUUGUGUGGACAAAACAGUUCAAGCAUUCAUGGAAGGCAGUGCCAGUGAAGUACUCAAAGAAUGGAUAGUAACAGGCAAGAAAAAGAACAAAAAGAAGAAAAGCAAACCAAAACCUGCAUCAGAAGCACAUAGCAGUGCCCCAGAGUCCAGUAAGUCGAUACCCAUUCAAGAAGAACAGCCUGCAUCUUCAGAAAAAGGUUGCAUUAAUGGUUACCACAUUAAUGGUGCCAUCAAUGAUGCUGAGUCUGUGGACUCACUCAGUGAAGGUUUGGAGACACUUUCAGUAGAUGCCAGAGAACUGGAGGAUCCUGAGUUUGCUACACCAGAUACACUGGAUAGAACUGAUAAUUCACCCCACACUGCUCCAAACCACUAUCCUCUUUCUUGGACAGGCUCUGUGCUGGAGAAUGGUGUGUCUGACUUCGAGCCCAAAUCUUUGACAACACACUCUAUUCCGAAUGCCCAGCAGUCCCGGAAUGCUGCCAAAUCUCUCUCAAGAGCCACCACAGGAGCCCAGGUUUCAAAUCUGGGAAUGGAAAAUGUUCCACUGUCUUCCACCAAUAAAAGACUAGGUUCUAAUAUUGAGAAGUCUGUAAAAGACCUUCAACGCUGCACAGUGUCUCUUGCUCGAUACCGAGUUGUAGUUAAAGAAGAGAUGGACGCGUCCAUUAAGAAAAUGAAACAAGCUUUUGCUGAAUUGCAAAGCUGUUUAAUGGAUCGAGAAGUGGCAUUGCUUGCUGAAAUGGACAAAGUGAAAGCUGAAGCAAUGGAAAUCCUGCUCAGCCGGCAGAAGAAAGCAGAAGUUCUGAAGAAGAUGACAGACGUGGCUGUGCGCAUGUCGGAGGAGCAGUUGAUUGAACUAAGGGCUGAUAUCAAGCACUUUGUUAGUGAACGGAAAUAUGAUGAAGAUCUGGGAAGAGUAGCCCGGUUCACCUGUGAUGUGGAGACCCUGAAACAGAGUAUUGAUUCAUUUGGACAAGUGUCCCAUCCAAAGAACAGCUAUUCAACCAGAUCUCGAUGCAGCUCAGUGGUAUCUGUGUCCUUGAGCGGCCCUGGUGAGGUGUCUGCUGCUUCUUCUUCCCCCUGUGCCUCUGCUCCCAGCCUUCCAGGUGCUAACAGGAGAAACUGUGCCCCAGAAGAGACUUCAGCAGCCAUGGCAGACUCCAGUGACAAGUCCUGCCAGGCUCAUCAGGAGGUAUUUCCAGGCAACAGGCGAGGAGGACAAGGCUACAGGCCACAAAGCCAGAAGACCACUGACCCCACAAACCAAGGGCGGCAUGACAGUGCAGGUCGUUACAGAAACAGCUCGUGGUAUUCAUCCGGGUCCAGGUAUCAGAGUACUCCACCUCAGGCCCCAGAAAACAAUAGUGAAUGGAGCCAGGCUUACUCUGCAGGGACCAAUGGAACUGGAGCCAGUAUGGCAUCUAGCCCACCCAAGCCUUCAUUCAAAAAGGGGCUCCCACAGCGCAAACCGAGGACCUCUCAGGCCGCAGCUGUGAACUCUUGAGGGAAAUUCCAGUCGGCCUCUCUCUUCUAUCCCAUUUGGUUCAACCUAGUAACUGGACUUUAGGAAAUGUAUACUUAGAUAUGAUAACAAAAAAGAGAUUUAUGCAUACCACUUUGGGCCAUCCUAAAUAUUUUUUGGUUUCUUCUCUCAUUAUUUUUUGAGGGAAAGCUAUUUUUCCUUGGCCUUUCCUAGUGAUAUGGACUGAUUCAGUUGGUCAUUUUCACCAGGAACCAGGGCAACUAUUGUCAAUUUUCCCAAGGGUAAGCAGCCUUUCUCCCAGUGCGCCUGUCUUCCAACUGCCCGAAGCGGCCUUACUCAGCAAGCCCCACCACAGAGGCUGUCUCAGGAGGAAGAAUGCCAGCGGUAGUCCACCACCUUGCCAUUCGGAGUAGAUGCUGCAGAUGCUGCCAGGUUUCCACCAAAGUCAGUUUGACCAGGGCAGCAAUGAAGGGACUUUAUACAAUACUGACUCAGCCAGGAAAGGGAAAUAGGCGUGAACUUGUGACGAGGGAGAACACUAGGAAACACUUGAGAACCUGCCUCUAUUUGGAAUGUGCCUGAGAUUUGAUGCUCCAUCGAGUCAGGGUUUCAGGCCCACGCGUGGCACUGUACUUUAACCUGCAGUUUCUUCAAAAUGCCCAAAGCCUUGUUUCGUCUUACCUCAGGCUGCAACCCAGUCUAAGGAAGUCUGUGGGAAAGUAGCAUUUUAAGUUUUUAAAAGAAAAAGAAAUGUUUUUUCCUUUGUUUCAGUGUUUGGAGAUUUUCGUUGUUCUCCCCCUUCCCUGAAUCCAGUUCGGAACCAGUCUGUAGUAAUAUAAUUAGUGUUAAUCUGAGGGUUACUCAGCACAAUCGUUGCGGUCAUCUUUAUAGGCGAAUAAAUAAAAGCAACUGCAUCAAUGUUCCUAUGU
Messenger RNA from Phodopus roborovskii (desert hamster), 3167 nucleotides. RefSeq names its product spermatogenesis associated serine rich 2 (gene Spats2). Gene Ontology annotation, cellular component: cytoplasm. The transcript has 13 exons. Gene Ontology annotation, molecular function: protein binding. Bases 574 to 2259 code for a protein of 561 amino acids. Lineage: Eukaryota; Metazoa; Chordata; Mammalia; Rodentia; Cricetidae. The record is from RefSeq and is a predicted model, not a curated record.